CAUCGAAUCAGAAGCCGAAGGGAGAGAACGUGCGCAGUUUAAGGGAUUUAGGCGUCCGUACGGCGCGUAAUCGCAUUUUUGACUUUCGUCCCUUCGAUUGCGCGAUUUUAUUUUGCGCCUCUGUCUGAAGAGUACGCCUCGAAUCGCCGCCGAUAACGAGAUUCGCGCGCGAUUCGCGCGCUUUUUGCAUCUGAAAAGAGACGCGCGGCGAAGGAAAAAAGAGGGUGGGAAAGGACGUAAGGGCAGAUGCGCGCGAUUUUAUUCCAUAAAAGGCGAACUCACACGGAACGAAACCCACCACUGGUCAGGCGCGCGGGGCUAAUUGUUAAUUAAGACGCGGAUUGCCGUGCGGAUUGACAAUUUGCAAUUGUAAAAUCCGUUUCUCGCGCGCGUAAUCUCGUUCGCCCGAGCGAGUCCCGCCCGCGCCGUUUCCAAUCGCAUCGAAAUUGUUUCGCAAGUGCCGUUUCCACGCGCGGAAAAACGAAUUUCGAAGGAAAGUUUCAGCGAAGUGCGAACCGGGGGGACUAACAGUCGAAUCCGCGAGAUGUUUCCGCGAAAACUUCGGGAGCGUGAAUUGACGAAACAAAAAAAAAAAUUCGUUCGUUACCAGAUUAAAAUAUCGCAAUAAAAUGUACGGUCGCACAAGCGCAAAUUGAUAAAAUUGUAAUCGAUUAUUUUCUCAAACUUGAAUAUUAUUUUCUAGAUAAAAUAAGAAAGAAGCCAAUAAGAACAAACUUAAUUGAUCUUUGUAUUUUAAUUGCACUGAGGAGAACUGUGGUGCGGAACAUUCGCGCAAAUCAAGUAAUAUUUCACUAAUAUAUAUUUAAACACUAUUGACUUUUUUAAUCUUUUUUUUUUUUAUUCUCAAAGUCUUAUUUCUUUCGUCGAAUUUUCUAGUUUGUAUUAACUUGUCCGGCUUCCUUUCCCAUUCCCCCACCCCGCCCUUUUUCCGUACUUACGGCAAUUCUUGUUCACCUGGAAAGUAUGCGGUCGGACGAAAGUUGUGUUUCUUUUGUCCCAAGCAAGACAAGUAUUUCUCUAAAUAAAUGUUUCCCCGAAGCGGGCGUGCACAUUCCCGCCGUGCGAUUUCUUCCCGACGGGAGGGAAGAUUCCGCGUCGUUCUCAGGGAGUUGUUGCAAGGUAUAAGAAAUAAUGUGAAGUAGGUCAAUCGUAUUUUAAGUCGGCGAAGUCUAUACACUUCGAUGAACGGGGGCCAGCUGCAACCCGAGAUAAGAGGCGCCGCCCACGUCGCGUUUCCCCAUGAAACGGAAAAGCGGAAAAUUUGCCCCAUAAUUCCCCCGGACUUAAUCUUCCUUCUCUAUUUUUUUUUUUUUAAUACCUUUCGUAUAAAUUUCGCGCGCGCGCGCGCGCGUUCUCAUGCGGUACGAUAGCGAUAUUAAUUAAUCGAUUCCAGUUUGAACGAUUCUUUAUAAGCUCGAUCUCUUUCUCUUUUUCUUCUCCCCUCGAUUAUAAUUCAAAUUAUUGUACCGUUAAGCCGUUGUUUUUAAUAAUCGCUUCAUACUCCUCCGAAUUAAAUUUUUAUUUUCUCUGUGCAGAUAAAAUAAAAAAAAUAUAUACACAACGGUAAAUCUUUAUUUCGCGAAUUUUCCGAGUUUAUUCAGCGUUGAAAGGAAUCGCGCGUCCAAGAAUCUCUUGGAGGAAAAAAUUUUCCGGGAAUUUCCGCGGGUGGAAAAUCGAAUGAGGGGGGGGAAAAGACAAAGAGAAGUGGGUUAAACACUCGCGAAGUAAUCUAUUUUCUAUCGCUCCAAACCAAUUCGAUUGAAACCAAUCGGUGGCCCGUAUGUCGGUGGGCGCUGAUUUCCGUUUCACACUCCCGUGAACCCGUUGCCGCCGUUCCACCCCCAUACGAGAGACGAAUACGAGAGGGGAGCUUGGCUCGCUUGGAGCACCAGUCGUCGAAUUACCGUCAUGACGAAUACGAAUGGUAACGCGACCGCGGCGGACUGCUCGAAGAAGUCCGUGGACCUCGCGCGGAAGGAGCUGAGUGCAAUAUUGGGAAAGGUAGACGGGCUGAUGCUUCCGGCUAAAAUCUGGCGGCUGCUACGCGCCCGUUCGCGGCUGAGACCCGCGAAACCGAUAAAGGUACGCGCGUGGCACCUGUGGCUCCUCUUGCUGAUCGUCACGUGGAUCGCGCUGCAGUCCUCGUGGACCUACGUGCAGGCGUAUCGAUACAGCAAGUGCUGGAUAACGACGCCCUCGUUUGUGCAAAAACUUUUCCGACCGCCGCAAGACUGUUCGAUCUGCCAGGAUAUUCAACAGGUUGACAAGCUCAUCGCCGUCGAUCCGACGAUCUUCGAGCAACGCUACGCGUAUUCAGGGAAGCCGGUGGUGAUUAGCGACGCGAUGGCGAACUGGACGGCAUCUGAGGUGUUCUCCUUCGCGUUCUUCAAAACGCUCUAUGACGGAGGCGAGCAAGCGAAUUGCCAGUUCUUCCCGUACAAGACGGAAUUUCGGAGUUUGCAGGACGUCUUCAACAUGAGCGCCAAUCGAGCGAUGAUGGAGAAGGGCACGACGCCGUGGUAUGUUGGAUGGAGCAAUUGCGACGAAAAAAUUGGUGUUACAUUGAGGCAGCAUUAUCAGAGACCGUAUUUUCUUCCCGCCACUGCCGAAAGCAAGAAAACGGAUUGGAUUUUCAUGGGAAGCAAUGGCUAUGGCGCACCAAUGCAUGUGGACGAUGUGGACUAUCCCUCCUGGCAGGCGCAGAUAAAGGGUGAAAAAUUGUGGAUUUUAGAUCCGCCGAGGGAGUGUCACUACACAUGCAAGAGGCUGGAAGUGAUUGUGCAUACCGGAGAGAUAAUCGUCUUGGACACGAAUCGAUGGUACCACCAGACGAAAAUCAUUUCCGAAGAUAUGAGCAUUACCAUCGGAGCCGAAUACGAUUGAAGCAAGUAGCUCGAAAGUUAAUUUAAUUAUAUGACAGAUUAAUUUAUUAUAUGAUAAAAACAUUUGACAAAGAAUUUAUUAAAAAUAAGUUCCUAUGUACAGAAUAAUAAAAUGUGGUGAUAAAAAUAAAACAAA
This is a messenger RNA of Monomorium pharaonis (pharaoh ant), 3039 nucleotides long. RefSeq lists its product as uncharacterized. Lineage: Eukaryota; Metazoa; Arthropoda; Insecta; Hymenoptera; Formicidae. Bases 1930 to 2904 code for a protein of 324 amino acids. The record is from RefSeq and is a predicted model, not a curated record. The transcript is spliced from 7 exons.